This is a messenger RNA of Botrytis sinoallii, 333 nucleotides long. RefSeq lists its product as uncharacterized. The coding region runs from base 1 to 333 and encodes 110 amino acids. NCBI's taxonomy places the organism in Eukaryota, Fungi, Ascomycota, Leotiomycetes, Helotiales, Sclerotiniaceae. Gene Ontology annotation, molecular function: structural constituent of ribosome. The transcript is spliced from 3 exons. Gene Ontology annotation, cellular component: mitochondrial large ribosomal subunit. The record is from RefSeq and is a predicted model, not a curated record.
AUGUUUGGAGCUUUUAGACCUACGAAUGUUAUGUCUGGGGGUCUUCUUUGGAAGAUCCCAUGGCGACUCUCGAAAUUCCAAAAGGCACGACAGCGCAAACGUUUAAGGGCAGUCGAUUCGGUGGUUGCUACAGUGGAUAGAGCCUUGGCUGCUAAGGGAAUUACGACAAAGGCUGUGGAGAGGUGGAAGGAGGAAAUGCCAACGGAGCAGGAGAUGUUACCAAAAGAUAAAUACACAAUCUUUGACCGGAAAGAGAAGAAAUAUAGAAAGGGAAUUCACAAGCUUCCUAAGUGGACGAGAUUAUCACAACGACUCAAUCCUCCCGGUUAUUGA